Dermacentor silvarum is the source of this 3074-nucleotide messenger RNA. RefSeq lists its product as uncharacterized. Gene Ontology annotation, cellular component: membrane. The transcript has 2 exons. Bases 90 to 1187 code for a protein of 365 amino acids. The record is from RefSeq and is a predicted model, not a curated record. NCBI's taxonomy places the organism in Eukaryota, Metazoa, Arthropoda, Arachnida, Ixodida, Ixodidae.
GAGAGAAUCAACACAGCCAUAGGUUCCAACCAAUUUCUCUGCAUUUAACGAAGGGCAAAUCUCGGGUAGAAAAGGGGCCACGUGCAACGAUGAGCCAAACUGCUUCUGAAUGGGGUUUCUUACAGCGUGGUACGGAAUACAGCAGUGCGCGGCCCAAUCAGCGCUCCCGACUAUCAAUCGCAUCGGGAAGGUGUAGACAGACAGGCUGCAGAGGUAAUGACCGGCGUUGUUAUGUGGGGCGACAAGUGCGGCCCGAGUCGCUUCCGCGUCACCGGCGCGGUUCAGGCCCCGGAGUGCUGCCUACCAUUGUCUCUAUUGAGCUGUCACCAGCGGGCAACUUUGCGUCGCGCCCAAAGCCGGGGCGGCAGGUGGCAGCCCCUCGAGCAGCACUUGUCGCGGGCCGAGCGCUGCGACUCGCCAAGGACCACGGAAUGUCCCAAACCGGCUCGCGUCACGAAGGUCAGAAGCCCGCGCAGUGCAAGAGUCACGACGCUCCCAGCCGCAGUCGACAGCCACCGAUGCAGAGCGCGCUCAAGAAGGCGGUCGGCGUGUUUGCGGCCGUACUCCUUAUGUCUGCCGUGGCGAUGAUCGCCGUCGGUAGCCACUGGCAUGGUCGGCUGUCGCCGUACUCCAACUUUUACACCGGUCGUCUGGGCACACCUAUCAUCCUGAUCGUGAUGGGCGUGCUGUCCUUCCCGCUGGCCCUGCUGCUAGUUCCCGGCUUGCGGCGCGACAACUACCGGGCGCUCUACAUGUUCGCCGGUAUCCUGGCCUGCAUGAUAGCCUGCGAGAUCGCCGCCGCCGUGGCCUCAUUCGAGUACCGGCACGUGAUUGGCGCCGCCGUGCGCAGCGUGGUCGUGCGAGACUUGGACGGCUGCCAGGGAACCGGGCUCGAAUUCGCGCAGCGCACGCUACACUGCUGCGGCGGACCCAAUGGUUCGCACGACUACCGCGCCCGGGGCCUGGCCAUUCCGCCGUCGUGCUGCCCGCGGGGCUGCCAGGGCUACGGCGCGCACCGGGCCUCCUGCGACUAUCGGCUCGAGGGCCUCUUCAACCGCGCCAUGAUCGACGUUGGUUCCACGGCCAUCGCGCUGCUUUGCAUCCGCUUCAUGGGCGUGCUGCUUGUCUGCUGGCAGGCGUACAGGCUGUCCACUGAUAAUGCGCUCAUAUACACUGUCAACCAGUAAGGCUGGUCCCCACGUCUGGCACUAAUGACAGCGUACUCUUACUGCAAGACAAAGGGGGUAUUAGGUGCGCGUGUAAAAACUGGGAAAUUGUCCUCUGAGGUCAUCUCCAACACCGAACGUUAGACUGGCCGAAAUGUUUGAUUGCCCUGGAUAACAAUAUCCUGGAACUGAAAACAAAAUUGGGCAUUUACCUAUGCACUUACGGUUGCAACAUACCACCAAGACGUCAAGCCCUAGACAAUAUCCAAAUUCUGCUGCGAGACAGCCAAGGAACUUGAGUCCCAGCAAAGACUGCCUCAAAGUGCAUAUACUGAUUGGUUAUGGCAGCAAAUGUGAAUCAUUACACUGCAAUGUAAAGAGGAUGCACAUCCUUUGCUCUUUUGCCAUCGGUGGCAGAAAGCUACAUUCGGCUAAAACUUGCAACAAUCACGUCGUACUGCGCUAAACACAAAAUUCACUAUAGCUGGUUCACAGGACUCGUAAUGAGUAUUACAAAAGGCCAAUACUUGCAAGCAAAAAGACAAGCAGCUUUUUGCGCUUUCCUGCAGUCAUUGUCCAUGUAAAACUGCGUUGAUUCCACAUUACUAUGUUGUGUUCAGUCACAUAAAUGUGGCAUCUAGUAUAAGGGCGUUAAAGUCUCAUUCACUAGAUUCCUACCACAUUGCUUGCUUUCCCAUUGUAGCUGUGGUGUACUGGGCCAUGAGCACGCAGUGAAAAGGAGGACCUCACACCUUCCAGUGUCCCAGGCUUUGGUGGUUUGGCCUAUUCUAAAUGGGCGAGACUGCAAGUUCUGCCCACCGGACACGCCCAACACCUCGCGCCAUAUGGUGCUGGGAUGCAGGAAUAACCCACACGUACCACCAUCAUCACCACCACCAAACGGUAACAAGCAGGAAGAAGCGCAUUCAGAGGAAGAUUCGGAAGACCAGUGGGAGGCUCUGCUGGUGACGCAAGACCCUGAAAACCAGCUACGGUUGGUGAACAGGGCUCGGGCAGCGGCAGCGUGCCAUGGCUACCUGGACUGAGGAGGCCACCCACCUUUGGGCUCAAGAAGCCUGGUUUAACAAUAAAGUUUGUUUCUCUCUCUCUCUUGUGGAGAUUUAAGGUAGCUGUGGAGACUUAAAUACAUACUUGCUAAGAUAUUCAUGUAUGCUUCUUGUGCUACGUUCACAAUGCAGUGCCUCCAUGACCGCUUGAAUCUCUACUGAAUUAAGUGCUGUUAAGCAAUUUAUGAAAGGCAUAUAAAAAAGGUUGGUUGUACUCCACAGAUUUCUCAAUUACCUGAUUGAUGAGAUGGAUGUGAUUCAUUGUAGAAUACCCCUUCCUGAAACCAGCCUGUUCUCUGGGUUGACUGAAGUCAAGGGUUGCCGUGAUUCUAUUGGAAAUUACCUUGGUGAAUAUUUUACACAGUACUGAAACCAAGCUACUGGGCCUUUAUUUCUUCCAAUUCUUUAAUGUCUCCUUCUUAUGGAUGUUGGCCUUCUUUAAGUCUCGAGGAAUUGUGAAUAAAGGGUUACUUGCUUUUUGAGUAUAAUAUGCCCUCUAUCUUUAAUCAAAUAUAGUGUUACUCCAUCUUCUCCUGUUGCAUUUCCCUGGGACAUGUCUUGCAAAGCCUUUUUAACUUUAUCACUAGUUACACAUGGAACUUCUGUAUCCAGUUCAUCACUACUUCCAAUCAUAUUAUAUACAAAGAUAAUAAAUAAAGUUCACAGAACUUAUUUUUGUCUUCGAAAUAGCUGUGAUAUGCAUCUUUCAAAUAUAGUUCUUUAGUGUGUGGUGCUUUAUUCAGCGUCCUCCUGCAGCACCUGCUCCUGAGAAGUCCUUCCUCUGUGAAAUUCUGAGCGCGACAUUGGCCGAACCGUGACCAAAACGUCAGAGGAUAAAGAC